Messenger RNA from Plasmodium vivax (malaria parasite P. vivax), 1108 nucleotides. RefSeq lists its product as hypothetical. The record is from RefSeq and is a predicted model, not a curated record. The transcript has a single exon. NCBI's taxonomy places the organism in Eukaryota, Apicomplexa, Aconoidasida, Haemosporida, Plasmodiidae. The coding region runs from base 644 to 1108 and encodes 154 amino acids.
AAGCUCGGAUUCGUGUAAACUGGUAAGCCAAAAUGUGCCAUAAAAAUUAACCACAUAUGACGUUUUUAUUUUUUUCAUGCUAUUUGCAUAUUUUACUGCUCACUUUUGUGCAUUUUUUUCACAACGCAGUAAAAUGUGAACCUUCAAUUUUCCUUUUGGCUUGAUAUAACAGUUCCUUUCCUUUUUCCUCCCCCCCUAAGCGAACAGUUUAUUGAAACGGGCUAACUGCACAUUUGUGUAGGUUAUACAUACCCGGUAGGUGUAUUCAUAAACGCACACAGGCAUCGAGGGGGACUCUUACGUCGGUGGGCUUAUCCACGCUGUGAGAUUUUCAUAAUUGCAGCACGGCAUGUGUUGUGAAGAAGAGGCAGCAGGAGAACUACCAAAUGAGGGUGCAGCGACGCUGAAAGGGGAGAGGCAAUAGAUCAUCGUACUGUCUUAGCGGGCGAGGUCGUUGCGGGUACGUGAUGUUUUAACAGAAAAAGCGAAAAGGGAGCCACGCGGAGCGGUGAAAUUGUGACCAAGAAGGACGAAGCGGAUAAAUCGAGUCAGGCGGAAAAGGCGGACAGCGCCAACUGAGCGGCGACUCGACGCACCCCGCACGGAACCCCCCCAGAAUCUCAAACAAUGCAGCAGCCAAAAAAUGAUAGGCAAAAUAUUUGACAACGCGUUUCGAAUACGCACAUAUAACCGGCUGGUGUGCUUCGUCAUCGGGGGAGCCUUCUCCUACAGUUUUGCAAACCCAGACAUGGAUACCGUGUACGAAUUUUUCCCCAUUUUUAAGCAAAACAAAUAUGCGUAUUUGACAUUUCUCGAAGUCAACGAAAAACAUGGAAACGUAUUUGAAGAAAAACUUAAGGACUUAUGCAGAUUUUAUCAGAAACAGCCUGGCUAUUUAUAUACAAAAAUAAUUAAAAGGAAAAAUAAUUUCAACAAUUUGAGCAGAUACAUUGUUGUUUCAACUUGGUUAAAGAGCGAGAAUUAUCUCCUGGCGUGUAAUAGGAUGUACGGACAAAUUUUGAUCAAAAAUUUACAAAACUACACCAAUUAUAAUUCCUUUUUGUACAGGAUAGUUGUCGACGACUCGGAUUACUUGCCUCCCUUUUGA